ACACAGUUGACAGUACUUUGUUGUUUUCUAUAUUGAAUGGGCCGGUAAACUAAUUAUUUGUUAUAAAUUAUAUAAUAUGACAAAUACUGAAUCCCAAUUUUCCCUAUCUUGGGAUGACCAUGUCGCUAAUAUCUGUAACGGAUUAAGUUUGCUUCAACAGAAUGGUGAGUUCGUAGAUAUGACCUUAGCUGCCGACGGUCACUUGGUAAAAGUACAUCAAGUAAUAAUGGCACUCAGUAGUCCAUUUCUUAAGGAUCUCAUCUCAUCUGCCGAAUGUCCACAUCCUGUGAUAUUUCUAAAUAAAAUUUCUCACACGACCCUAUCAGCGUUAUUAGAAUAUAUAUAUACGGGUGAAGUAUUAGUAGCUAUAGAAGAUCUUAAUGAGUUAAUAGAUGCCGCAAAAGAAUUGCAUAUCAAAGGAUUACAGGAAAUGAAUCUAGCAGAUGCUUUAAGUGUUGAGGAGGGGAAAACAAAUGAAGAGUAUUUCACACAAAUAGAAUGUUUGGAUGGGAAUCAAGAUAUUUAUUUAGAAUUACCGAACCAGGAAAGCAACCAGCAGGCAAUGGAUGAUGGAAGUUGCAGCUUCAUAGUCAGUGAUAUAAGGAGUGUGGAUGACGUUGAUCAGUUAUAUGUGGUCCCCUUAGAAAAGAAAGACGAUCCGGAACUGAUAGAGAAAAUUAAAAAAGGACACAUUAUGGGUAAAGUUGAUGCUGAAGCAUGUCUAAAAACUCUGCAAUACACAAUAUCGAACCAAGGAUCGCUACAAAUGAUUCUAAACAGAUUUAUUUAUUACUUGAAGCACAGUAAUAGGGACAAAUCGAGACAAUGGCGAUGCGUAGAUUAUUUAAACCACUGUAAAUGUCCAGCUUAUGUUGUCACCAAGGAGGAUGUUGUUGUACAAAGGAUAUCAUCACACAAUCACCCGUUCCACGAUCGCAAGAUAUUGAAGAAAGUGAAGACAGGUUCGGUGUUUUCAGCAUUCAAUGAAGCGGAAAUCGAAGGAAACAAUAGAAAAGCUUUGGAAGACACAAACAGUGAUUAAAUAUUAAUAUAUACAA
This is a messenger RNA of Danaus plexippus (monarch butterfly), 1058 nucleotides long. Its product is annotated as protein abrupt-like. The transcript is spliced from 7 exons. The record is from RefSeq and is a predicted model, not a curated record. Gene Ontology annotation, cellular component: nucleus. Lineage: Eukaryota; Metazoa; Arthropoda; Insecta; Lepidoptera; Nymphalidae. Gene Ontology annotation, biological process: regulation of transcription by RNA polymerase II. Gene Ontology annotation, molecular function: protein binding. Bases 77 to 1042 code for a protein of 321 amino acids.